UUUCACCUUACUAUGCCAAAAUGCCACAGGUUAUAAUUGUCAUAUUAUUUCAGAGAAUAGCUGAGCUGAAAACUGAGAACAUCAAACUCAAACUCAGAAUUUACCAGCUUGAGAAGGACUCCCAGGGUGGGAAGUGGGAACAAAUCGAUGAGUGCCUUGCGACCUUCACCCCUCUCCUGGAGUGUUCAAAGAGGAUCUUGACAUGUGGUCAGAACCGGCCUGUGCAGACGCACCUGAAGAACUUCAAAGAUCUUCUGGAGCUGAUGUCCACAACCCUAAUCAAUCGGCCCAUGCUACAAGGCAAAGGGAAAGUUGCAGCCUCUGACGCCGGUGAUUGCAAUGAUAGCCACCUAGCUCCACAGGGCGAACUGAAAAGUGUGAAGCCUGAGGUGCCUGGAGAGACACAGAAGAGCUCCUGGAGAUCCCCUGUCCUCCAGAAGAGAAACACUGGGCCUCUCAACGCCUCAACCCCCUCUCCUCUCCUCGGUGUCUCGGGGAGUCCGGAGAGUGUUGGCCUGCAGGGUCUGGAGGAUGACAUAAAGGAGCUGGCGUUGCAGCUGGAAGCCAAGCUGGUGUUGAGCUCCCCUGUCCUGGAGGAGAGGGAGGAGGAGAACCGGACUCUGUGUUCAGCCGCCUCUCCAGCAGCCCCUGAAGCUGGAGUCAGAGAGCUGGCAGUGAGGACUGAGGACAAGCCUCGGCAGAGAUGCUCCCUGACAGACAGAGCAGGGGCCUCCUCCACCUCCACCUCUGCUCUCAAAGGCUCUGGACGAGCCACCCGGAACUGUGGAUGGGAGGUGAAGGACCUCACCGCCCGGCUCAAACUAACAUCCGUGAGUGCCGGCUUUACCAUUAUUCUGGAUGCUGGCCUGUCUCCCUCAACAAAACAGCAGGCAGAAACUAAAGCUGCGAUGACCUCGGCUCUCCACGCCCCCACUGAGGGUAUUCCCGCCCGGGCACGGGAAGUGAGCAGCCUCCUGUCUCCGUGCGGCGGACGAGCACCAGAGCUGGAGGACAAGCCUGGGGGGCAGGGCAGAACCUCCCUCCCGAGGAAGGACGUGGAGACGGAGCGUUCCUCCUCGUCCUCCCCUGCUCUCAGAGGCUCCGGGCGGGCCACCCAGACCAGUGCAUGGGAUGUGAAGGACCUUAAAGUGAACUUCUACCUGCCCUCAUUGUGCUCAAGCUUCACCAUUGACCUGGGAGCUGCCCCUUCGACCAUGGAUGGGCUGAAAGCGGCCCGCUUUUAAACCGCAGUCUACCUCUUCUAACCACAUAUUGACUGCAGUGGUUGCCAACCCUUGUUGACAUGGAUUUUUACCAUCUGCACCAUAUUUUAGGAUUGGUGUGCGCAUCUUCACGGUGAACA
Molecule: messenger RNA, 1363 nt
Organism: Hypomesus transpacificus
Lineage: Eukaryota; Metazoa; Chordata; Actinopteri; Osmeriformes; Osmeridae
Exons: 8
Coding region: 21-1244 (407 amino acids)
Source: RefSeq, a predicted model, not a curated record